Molecule: messenger RNA, 4262 nt
Organism: Culex quinquefasciatus (southern house mosquito)
Lineage: Eukaryota; Metazoa; Arthropoda; Insecta; Diptera; Culicidae
Exons: 6
Coding region: 383-3811 (1142 amino acids)
Molecular function (GO): protein binding
Source: RefSeq, a predicted model, not a curated record
GAUGCGUACCAUCCUUGCAAGGCCAUCAGCCAGCAGCAGAAAAUCAUUUUUCUAAUCGUGUGUUUGUUGCAGGAAGAAACUUCCGAAGAUUUUCGAUUCCGCAAUUCGUGGCCCGAUUUUGGCCGCAUCCGGACGGGUAGUGCACGGGACGCUUUCGGCGGAGUGCUUUCACGGUUGUGGUCGGUGGAAUUUCGCGAUUUGCGUGAGGGGGGAAAGUGUAGAAAUUUUUCGUCAUCCUUUCGAGUUUUGUUUGCCGCAGCGGCUGUCAUGAGCUCACUGCAGAAAAGCACGUCGCCCUUUUCUGCUUGGAUCUAAGCAGGCAGGCGACGACGGAUUUGUUUUGGUUUUGCAAGUUGCCGGGGGUUGAUUUGGGGAGAGUGCGAUGUUUUCCCCGGUGCAAGGGUCGAUUUGGGACCGCAUUAAGAUUAAGAACUCACAGUUGAACAAUUCGAGGGCGCAGAGCUCGAUGACGGUUCCCGGGACGGUGUCGGAGUGGGAUUUGAGUCAGGUAAAUUUGCGUGGUGGGGAGGAAGAGGAUGGUUCGCGGAAGGCGAUUCCGACGAUUGAACUGGAGGACGAUGAUGAAGAUGAUGUGGAGAGUGAUAGUGUGAGGGGGGAGGAACUGUUGCGGGGGUUCCCGUCCGCUCACCGGAUUCAUGUGGUGCCGGUUCAGAUGGAGGCAUCGAGUCCGGUGAUGGUCGGAGAUGCCCACAGUCGGAGCCUGGUGCGGCGGUCGAUUCAUGAGUAUCGUCCGCUGGAUGAGUCGCUGCCGGGGGAGAGUUUCCAGAUGCACAGCAGUUCGGCGACGGCUGGGAUAAUCGUGAACCGAUCGUACAAUAAGAAGCCGGGCAAUCCGUUGAGGGACAACUACUUUAGCAGCAGUGUGCUGGACACGCCACCGUCGCCGGGAAUGCUGCCCGUGGCGAGUAUCUUUGGCGAGAGUCGACCGACCAGUACGGAACCGAGGAUUGUGAUGACCGCGAACCACUACGAGAAGCGCAUCAUUCGCCGUUCCGUGGAGAAACCCUCGUCCACGACUACGGCCACGACGGCCAGUAGCGGCAGCUCGAGUCGGGAGCGUCGCCGGGAAAAGAACAACGCCCCGUACAAACUGCUCGGCGUGAUCGAUCUGGAGCCGGACUCGGAAACGGAAUCUGCGGACACGUACCCGGACGGACCGAGCUGUCUGGACAAUACCACAACGACCACGGUCAUGGAGAGCUUCGUGAGUCGGAAGGUGUUGAACUCGCCGGAGGUGGCCGCUACUCCGCGCGUUACCAGCAGCAGUGACGUAGUUCCGGCGAUGACAACGAAUGGUGAGGGCAAGGUGUUGACGAUUGAAAUCGACGAGGACGAAGAGGCGUUCGAUGAGGAAGAUACGCGGAUGGAGCUGUCCGAGGCGGAGGACGAACCGGCGUUGAUCCCGGAAGGUUGUGAAGCGGAGAAGGAGGUCGAAGUCGAUGAGCAGUGUACGCUGAGCGAUUCGGACAGCUCGACGGCGCAGGUCAAUCCUUCGUCAUUGGCCAACUCGUUCUGGGACGUUUCAAGCUCGGGCUGCAACAAGCAACCCGGUGGCGAGCAAAGUGGAUCUUCGAGGGCGAACAAAGAUACGGAGUUUGACCUGCUGCUGGACCGGAUCAACCAGCAGGUUCCCGCCAUGUCCCAGCACGAUCGCAUCGAGCACUGGCGGGUAACGAAGGAAGAUCUACUGUACUCGAUACCAACGGUGGCGGAAAUAGAUUCCGGCAAACCGGCCAAACGACCCAUGGACGGUCCAAUUCACAUCUCCAGCAGCGAAAGCAGCACGGACUCGGAAACGAGCGCCAGCCCAAGUUUGCUAGCCGCCAAGCAGCAACGUGCCAGCAUCAAGAAGCGACGCACCGGCGAAGAACUGGCCACCGGAGAACGCUCCUCACCCUCGCUGCACCUGAGCGAAGAGUUGGAUUUUCGGAGGAGCCAAAUUAAUCCCGAAAUUGACAAAACAAGCAUGAUCCAGUGCCGCAAGAACUACCACAAAUUCCCCACUCGAUUUCAUCGUGCAACCAACGCAACCGAAGAAGCGAACCGCCCCCAAGACCCGUACGUAGAGCUCAUGAGCCGGAAGGACGCGGAAAGUGACAAAUUCGCCACGUACCUGCGCCGCAACAACCCAGCCUACCGGCCGGAUCUCAAAGCUCUUCAGCAACGCGGUCUCGCCGACAACAAAGUAGCCGUCGUCGUGCUGUCACCGCUGAGUUUGCAAACAGCCGAAACGUCACCACAACCCGAACGACGCCGCUCGGACGAUCGCGUCUCGCAGCGGUACGGCAAAGAGCGCAAACUUCGCUACAAAGUGCGCAAACCGCGCAACAAAAAGAAAAUCGUCGUCGUGGCGUCCAACCUGCGCAGCAGCUACCGCCGGCUCAUCAUGAAGCAAAGCUCGCUCCGCAACGGCAAGAUCCGCAAGAAGGCGUCCUUCGUGAGUCUGCUCAGUGCGAAAAAGAAGAAAUCGCGAACGCCGGAACCGAAGCCGGAGCUGGUGGUCGCCCGGACGCGGGCCCGCGUCUCCGUGGACAGUGCCGUCAGCAGCAGCACCUCGGCGGAGCACAAGAAGCGCGUCGAGACGGCGGCGGCGGUCGUGCCGAACGAGUUGCGGACGAUGAAGAAUCCGCUGGUUCGGGCGAACGGGGAAGUGCUGGCGGUGUACUACUUUGUGGACAAGCUGGUCGUGGUGCAGCAGGAGCUGGUCAGCUUUUGGGGCUGCUCGAAGCUGGCGGCGUUGCUCGGGUUGAGCCAGGAGUUGCGGCUGUUGGGGCAGUGCAAGAGGGCGCAAACGGAUUCCGACGUUGACCCGACCAACUCCCAGCGGCUGGGCUUCAACGAGAACGAACCGUUCUAUCUGGAACCACGCGCUCGCAACCUGGACGAGGACGACGCGCGGACCUGUCCCCUAGCAUCGAUGUACGUCAACUGUUACUAUCUGGCCGACGAUGAUGAGGGCGAGAACGGCGACAAGGCCGACGAGGAAGACGGUUCCGGGAUGGUGCUUCGGAUGAAGUCUCUUCAGCUGGACAGCGUGCGGAGUGAAAUUUCGGACAUUCUGUUUAUGCCGCUGCCGCGCUCGCGCUACUUUAUGCUGUGUUGGCACGAGCAACUGUCGGAGAGUGACUACCGGACGGGACUGUGCAAGUACAGUCUGACGCCGGACCUGGAAACGCUGGCCAGCAUCCGGGAGUUUCCGAGCGUCACGCAGAAGGUGACAGGGUUGCGGUGCACCGACGACAAGCUGAUCGGGCUGGGCGCGACCACGAUCGCCAUCUGGAACACGGUGAACGGCUGUUUGGUCUUUACGGUGGACCUGAAGAUGGACAUUCAGGUGCCGCUGGCCACGUACGUGCACACGGAGAAUGACGAGAGCGCUCUCUUCGUGGUACAUUUGUGUCCUUCGCCCAGCGGAAACAGUCAUCGUAAACUGGUCAAAGUACUCGGUAUUAACAUGGGCAAACGUUCCUGGCAUCUGGUCCACAGCUAUGAGGUCGCACUGGAGUCACAAAGCAUCCUGUGCGAAUCGUCAACGCUAAACGCGGCCAGCCUGCACUGCGCCACCUUUGCCAGCGGCGAACUGCUGGCGCUCAGCCUGGAUGAUCUCACGACGUGCGUCACGAACCACCAGCGGCUGCAGGGUCCGGACGGGCGGCGCGUGACGCGGGACUGCGUGGCCGCGCGGGAGAAAAUCUUCCUCCACCCGGCGGAACCGCGCCAGCUCGUGCUCGUCAGCGAAAAGUUCAUCAAGCUCAAAACCGUCGACGAGUACCUGCUCGCAUGUAGAUAGAGGAGCCGAAUCACACGUGUCGAGUCAAAUUGCGUUAGUUUUUAUAAUUUUUCGAGUUUCAGUUCAGUUCCUCAGCGGCGGUGGUUCGCGUCCUAGGCAAUAACAUUGUAUAUUAUCUUAGAGGCCGUAUUACCUAUUGUUAGUGAGUGUUUUAGCUUCUACAACACACCAUUUUCCUCGACGAGGAAGGACACGUUUUCAAUUAUUGUGUAGUUUUUCGUGCCCCCUCCCCUAUUUUAUAUUUCUCACAAUUUGUUACAAUGUAUUCACCCACUCACUCAUACAAAGUUUACAUUGUGAUUGUGGCGCGCGCUUGGUUUGGAUUUGGACGGAAUCACCCCUACGUAGUCGUUAGAAUCUUUUUUUUUGUUUAUAACUUUUGAUAGAGCAGGACGAGAAAUAAUGAAGAGGACAUCUAAAAAAUACAGAGAUAUAUUAUAUUGUAAAAAAA